Messenger RNA from Spathaspora passalidarum NRRL Y-27907, 5829 nucleotides. It is a transcript of the gene CDC39, whose product is annotated as CCR4-NOT core subunit. The record is from RefSeq and is a predicted model, not a curated record. Lineage: Eukaryota; Fungi; Ascomycota; Pichiomycetes; Serinales; Debaryomycetaceae. The transcript has a single exon. Gene Ontology annotation, cellular component: P-body; CCR4-NOT core complex. Gene Ontology annotation, molecular function: molecular adaptor activity. The coding region runs from base 1 to 5829 and encodes 1942 amino acids. Gene Ontology annotation, biological process: nuclear-transcribed mRNA catabolic process, deadenylation-dependent decay.
AUGUCAUUCAAGGAAUUAUUAAUUGAAAUUGGACCCGAACAUUUAUUACCUGAAAAGCUCUUGCCAAGUUUAUUACAGAUCAAGCCUCAAGAAAUUGACCAAGCCAUUGCACUUAUUUUGGCUGAAGUAUUGAUUCCAGGUUCCCAAGGCUUGAACCAAGGAUUAACAUUUGCUAACAAUUUACCGGAAUCCAACGCUAAAGGCGCUCAACUCCAAGCAAGUUUUAGAGCUAUCGAAGCUGGUGGACAAUUGAACAUUAAUUGGUAUGAAGUUUUCAACUAUGUCUCACAAUAUUUAUUUGAAUCUUCCCAAAGGAAUAUCCAACCUUCAUUAGCAAGCAUUACUCAAUUCUUAUCAUCUUUGGAUUUUAAACAAGAACCAAUUGAUAUCUUUUUGAAUUAUGAAUGGUGGUUUAACAAGACAUUGUUGUAUAUUUUGCAUACUUUAGAUUCAUCUCAAGGUGGUUAUGAUAUUUCAUUACUGAAGAACUUGGCUUAUUGUUUCGAAGAAGACAAGAAUGAACCACCUCAACAACAACAACAAUCACCCCAGCCUCCGCCAAGAAACAUCUUGAAGUUUAUCAAUAUUGGCAAAUUGGAACUUCAAGUAAUCACCAAGAUUCAACAACAACAGCAACAACAACAACAAUUGAGUGAACAAGAUAGAAAGUUAAAUGUAUUUUUAAAUCAGCUUUUCGAACACGAUUAUAGAGUGUUCCCAGAGUAUAUUCUUGCUGCCGCAUUGACUGUAGUGGAAAAGUCACAAUUCAUAAAUGAUUUAAUUGAUACUUUAUUUUCAUUAUUAAUGGACGGUGACAGUGUUGCAUUACCCAAAGUUCUCAAAUUAUUGAAAGAAUCAGGAUUGGUCCUUGGUAAAUUGUGUGAUUAUUACAAGAUUAGAAAGACUGUGGAGGCAGGUGGUAAAAUCAUGAGACUGGCCUCUAGUAUUGGAUUAGUUCAAGAUAUAUUGGAUGUAUUUUGGCAAGCUGAUAUUAAAUUAGCGGUGAAACUUUUAGUGGAAGCCAGCCUUUAUGGAUAUGACUAUAAACUGGUUAUUGAAUCUAAACUUAAGGAUAAUCAAUUAAAGGCUCAAUUUUAUCAAGCAUUAUUAGAGGCUGUUGACGAACGUGCCCAAAAGGAUUACGAGAAGGGACAACAGCAACAACAGCAACAGGGUCAACCACAGCCGAUUCCAACAAACCAUGUAUUUUUGAAAAUCCCAAUUGUAUAUUACUUGUUGGAAAAAUUGAAAUCUAGUAAUGGGUUAAUUGAUUCUGAAAAAUUGAAGAAUUUACAAUUGUCAUUGUUAACUACUUAUCCAAGAUUGAUCAACUUUGGAAAUGGUCAUGAUGAAGCUAUUCUUGCCAAUGAAGAAAAGUCCCCAUUCUUCCCUCAAAAUGUUGAACUUGAAAUGAAGACUUACUAUUCCAAAAUGUAUAACAAGGAAGUUGAAAUUAAGGAUAUUGUUGAUAUGUUGGUCAAGAUGAAGGUUAGUGAUGAACCACAUCAUCAAGAUGUAUUUGCAUGUAUGAUUCAUUCAUUAUUGGAUGAAUACAAGUUCUUUUCCGAGUACCCAUUGUCCGCAUUGGCUUCUACUUCGUUAUUAUUUGGUGCAUUAUUAGAGAAGGAUUUAAUCCAGGGUACUACAUUGACAGUUGCAUUGAACUUCAUCUGGGAAUCAUGUAAUCAACCACAAGAUUCUCAUCUUUUCAAGUUCGCGGUUCAAUCAUUGUACAAUUUCAAGUCAAGAUUACAUGAAUAUCCUAUUUACUGUAAACAUUUAUUGGAAUGUCGUUCAUUAUCUGCUCAUGCUAAGAUGUAUCAAAUUGUCAAGGAUGCAGCCAAUGGUAUCCCAUGUGCUGCUGGAACUGGUGGUGCAAGCCAAAGUCAAACUGGUACUCCUGAACCCACUGGUCCAAAAUAUCAAUCAAUCACGGUGGUGGAUAAGACUAUUGGGUACACUAAACAAGAAGAGCCUACUGAAAGUGUUAGAGAUAAGUUAUUGUUCAGUGUGAACAAUAUGACAAGUGACGAUCUUAGAUUGAAUGAAAUUAAAGAGUUUUUAACUGAAAAUUACUUUGCAUGGUUUUCUAAUUAUUUGGUGGUUGAUCGUGCCAAGGCUGAACCCAACAAUCAUGAAUUGUAUUCGAAAUUGGUUAAAGAGUUUGAUAAUGUCAUUUUCUUUGAGUAUGUGUUGAAUACGUCGUUAAAGGAAGUAGAUUACAUUGUUCGUAAUUUCAAGGAUUCUAGAAAUGAAAGAAAUCAAUUGAAGAAUUUAGGUGCUUGGUUAGGAAGAAUUACAUUAGCUGAUGAUAAACCAUUGAGAAGAGAUCAUAUUGUCUUGAAAUUUUUGUUAGUUGAAUCAUAUGAUUUCAAAUCUUUAUCGUUGAUGAUUCCAUUUGUCUGCAAAGUGCUUGAUCAAGCUCAACACUCAAAGAUUUUCAGACCACCCAAUCCAUGGAUUUUGGGUAUUCUUAAGGUUUUAGCUGAGCUUUAUGAAUGUGCCGACUUGAAAUUACAAUUGAAGUUUGAAAUUGAAGUUUUGUUGAAUUCUUUCCAUAUGAAGAUCACUGAUAUUGAACCAAGCACACUAAUUAGAAGUCACAAUCCAAACCCAACUGCAUUGGCUGCUAUGUUUGGUAUUCAUCCAGAAACUGUCACUCUUGCUAAUGAAAUUUCUCGUUUGAAUUUGGAAUCUCAACCUUUGGAAAACGUUCAAGUACCAUUCCCUCAACCACAGAUUGUGGAAUCGAAAUUCCCAGGUCAAGUUCAAGUUCCAUUACCUGCAGAGCAACAGCAACAACCACAGCAGGCACAGGUUCCUGUGUUGGACACCUCAUUUAGCACCUUACUUGGUACUUCCAUCUUUACUCAACAUGCCAAUUUGAGAAGAGCAUUCCAAGCAUCGUUGUCUAGGGCAGUUCGUGAAUGCGCCCUUCCUAUUCUUAGUCGUGUUUCUGAAGCAGUAUUAACUACCACUGAAGCAUUGAUUAGAAAGGAUUUUUCCACUGAACGUGAUGUUACUAAGCUUCGUAACAGUUAUCAAAAAUUGGCCCAGCAAUUAUCACAUAGUAUGGUUCUUUGUAGUGGAAGAAAGUUAUUGGCUGAAACUAUCGAAGCUACUUUAUUGCAGUUAUUAGGUAACAAUCCAAAUGAAAUUCCUAUGGUUGAAUUAAACAAUGCCAUUAAUGCCAAUGUGGGAUUAUGUGUGGAUAUUGUCGAUAAAAUUGCCAGUGAUAACAUUGCCGAAUUGAUUGAUGAAAAGAUGCAAAAGUACUUGUAUGUGCGUGAACAUCAUCCACCUAGUGAACCAUUUGUUGAAGAAGGAACUUCAGAAUAUUCUCUUAGAUUACCUGAGCCUUUAGGAUUGAAUUCAAAUGGAUUGAGUGCGCAACAAUUGAGAAUUUAUGAAACUUUUGGCGAUAAUGCUAAUAUUAGACCUGCUGAAGUGGCUGGCGCUGCUGCCACUACUGUUGGUGCUGUCGCUGGCACUGCUGCUGCUGCUGCUGUAGCUGUUGAUUCUGCAAUUCAGCCAGCUGUUGUUCCACCUCCACAACAACAAGUGGUUCCUGAAGAAGCUGGUGUUUCAUUUGAACAAUUAUUUGCGGCAAUCACUGCUAAUUGUGAAAAGGCUGUUCAAUUAGUGUCGGAAGUUACAGAAACCAGAUUGAGUGAUUUACCACCAACCCAUCCAAUCAUGACUUGUUUGACGCAAGCAUUGGCGAUUGCCCAACUGAAUACUCUCAAGUAUCCUGAGUUGUUAUUGAAGGCAGCACAAUAUGCUGUGAAUUGUUUAUUUACCCAGACUCAUGAAAACCCCAUGUGCAAUGAAAUUUAUGUAGUUGUUCUUGAUAAAUUAUGUGAAUAUUCUCCAUCCACGGCUAAAGAUGUUACUUGGUGGCUUGUUCAUUCAUCUGAUCAACGGAAAUUUAAUAUGCCGGUUAUUUUGUCGUUGGUUAAAGUGCAAUUGGUUCAACCAACUAAAUUGGAUACUUCAAUUGGUAAAUUGAUCAAUGAGUCUCAAAACCCCGUGGUUGUCAAGUUUGCUGCAGGGUUAUUGUAUAAUAUUUUCAGUUCUGAAGAAGUUAGACCAAUUGCAUUAAGAUCAGAGUUUGGGUAUACUAUUGAUGCAUUAUCUAAAUAUCACGGGGAUGAAACUGAAGAACAUAAAGUUGCUCAAGAGGCUGUUAAUAAGUUGUUUGCUAAGUUAGACGAAGAGAAGAAGGUGGAUGGUGGUGAUGUGACUAACCAACUUUACGGACAAUUGGGUUAUAUCUUCAGUGAAUGGAUUAAAUUGUUGAACCAUGGUGAGGAUUGUCAUGAAUUACAGGACGAAUUUAUUCAUGGGUUGAUUGAGGAAGAAAUUUUAACUAAUCCAAGAUAUUUCCAAGUAUUUUUUAAGGCUGGUAUUGAGAUUUCGGUUACUGCCUUUGCUACUGAACAUGAGAUUAGAAGCAGAACUCAACAUGAGACUUAUCUUGCUGUUGACAGUUUGGCCAAAUUGAUUGUUAAGAUUGUUUUGAGCAUUGAAGGCGAAGGACAAGCUAUGGACUAUUUCAAGAAGAUUCUCAGUGUUAUUUUGUUGGUAUUGAUCAACGAUCAUGAAGCUGCUAGAAGUGCCAAUGUUGGUGCUACCAGUGGUAAUUGGAAUGAACGGGCUUAUUUCCGUUUCUUCUCGUCGCUCUUGUCUAUUUGGAGUGAUGUUGGCGAGGCUACUUCUCAAUUAGAUCAAGAAUUCUUUGUAUUCAUUGGUGAAGUGUUUUAUUCAAUUCAACCUAUCAUCUUACCAGGAUUGACAUUUGCUUGGGUUUCUUUGAUUUCUCAUAGAAUGUUUUUGCCUAAAUUGUUGGAAUUGCCAGAAAAGCAAGGAUAUCCUACUGUGGUUAAGUUAUUGAUGGCAGUUUUGAAAUUCCAGCUGGUAUAUGGUAAGGAUGCUAAUAAUCAUGAUGUGAUUAAUGUUAUUUUCAAAGCGGUUAACCGAGUCUUUAUUGGUAUUUUACACGAUUAUCCUGAAUUCUUGGUUGAAUGUCACUAUCAAUUAGUUACUGCUAUUCCUAGUGGAUACACCCAAUUGAGAAACAUUGUAUUAUCGGCUGUUCCUGCUAACGUAUCAGUUCCUGAUCCGUUUACUCAAGGAUUGAAGGUUGAGAGGUUGCCUGAGAUCAACGACAGUCCUGUGAUUAACUAUUUGCCUGUGGAAGAUUUGGUCAAGGCUGGAUUAAAGAAGCCGGUUGAGAAUUUCUUGCGUAUUCCUUCUUCGGCAUUGAUUAGAACCAUCUACAGUGGGUUUAAGUUGAGUCAACCAAAGGAUGGCGAUGUGCACUACAAUGUCAAGUUGAUCAAUGCGUUGGUGUUGCAUGUUGGUAUAUCUGCCGUUGACGAAAGAAACACACCAGCCAGUAUUGGCGGUGGACGCGGGUUUAAUACCAAGAGCAGUCAAGUUACAUUGUUGGUUGAUUUAAUGAACUACGGUCUGGUUGAGUUCAAGUUCCAUAUGAUUAAUGCUAUUGCCAACCAGUUGAGGUAUCCAAACAGUCACACGCAUUGGUUUAUUGGCAUCAUUUUGCAUUUCUUUAGUUCGAACAGUAUUUGGGGAAAUGCCAAUGUCAAGGUUGAGGUGCAAGAGAUCAUCACUCGAGUGUUGUUGGAAAGAAGAAUUGUGUGCAAGCCACAUCCGUGGGGAUUGACUAUUGUGUUUACGGAGUUGGUCAAGAAUGGAGAUUACGGGUUCUUUGAAUUGCUGUUUGUUAAGAAUAGUGUUGAGGAGAUUAAGAACAUAUUUGAUGCUUUGGCUAUUAAUGUCAAGGGCGGCAACCCCGGGGAUGUGUAG